Nilaparvata lugens (brown planthopper) is the source of this 489-nucleotide messenger RNA. Its product is annotated as flotillin-2. Lineage: Eukaryota; Metazoa; Arthropoda; Insecta; Hemiptera; Delphacidae. The record is from RefSeq and is a predicted model, not a curated record. Gene Ontology annotation, biological process: protein localization to plasma membrane; regulation of myoblast differentiation. Bases 28 to 486 code for a protein of 152 amino acids. Gene Ontology annotation, cellular component: plasma membrane. The transcript has 2 exons.
GAGUUAGAGGAAAGAGAAGUACUGAAGAUGGAGAAAGAAUUGAGAGUCAAAGUGCAGAUGCCAGCAGACGCGGAGAGCUACAAAGUUCAAAAAAUCGCUGAGGGAGAAAGAGAAAAGGCACUGAAGGCAUCUUUGGCAGAAGGAAAUUGCAUUAAAAUGAAGGGGGAAGCAGUGGCUAUUGUUACAGAAAAGGUGGGGAAGGCCCAAGCCUUGGAAAUGAAGAUGAAAUCCAACGUUUACAACAAGUAUAGUAAAUCAGCCAUUACGCAACUAGUGCUGACGUCACUACCGAAGAUUGCUGCAGAAAUAAGUGCACCGUUGAAUAAAGUGGAAGAGAUGCUAUUGGUUUUCAAUGAUGAAGAUGAUAUCGGAGAAGACAUCUUUGAUAAGAUUCUAACCAAGUUGGAAAACACACCAGAUAUCCUGAAAGUGGUGGAGGAAACUAUUAAAGAACUACUUGGACUUGAGCAAGAAAACAAAGUUUGAUUC